Messenger RNA from Ixodes scapularis (black-legged tick), 5328 nucleotides. RefSeq names its product zinc finger protein basonuclin-2. NCBI's taxonomy places the organism in Eukaryota, Metazoa, Arthropoda, Arachnida, Ixodida, Ixodidae. The transcript is spliced from 4 exons. Bases 683 to 3934 code for a protein of 1083 amino acids. Gene Ontology annotation, cellular component: nucleus. The record is from RefSeq and is a predicted model, not a curated record. Gene Ontology annotation, biological process: regulation of DNA-templated transcription.
AGCGCGCCCCGACUGUCCCCGACGCCGCGCGCCGAGCCCCCGGCGACCGCCGCAGCGCGACACCGCCGCCCCAGCGGCGCGCCCGCCGCCGCAUCCUUCCAAGGUGUCGCAGUCUCCGGGCGCGUCGUCGCGCCCAGGGCAUCGCGCAUGCGUCGCGGGUGUCUCCGUGUCGCGCGGGCGUCCAGGUGAGCGCGACGAUUGGUUGACGCGCGACGACGCCCCUCCUCCCGCGGCUCCCUUGGUGACGCGCGGCGAAAAAGAGUGACGCGCGUGCAGUCCGCGGGAGAGGGUGACUGCGCGACUGGGCGAGGAGGGCGCGGGGGAGGGUGACGCCGCUGUCGCGCACCCGGCCGCCCCUGGCCGCCGCCGCUGGCCGAGCACUCCGCGACACGUCGCUCGUGCGCGGACGGGGACGACGGAGCGUCGGUGCUGCGCCUCCUCCGCCGCCUCGGGGAAUAUCGGUGACGCUCCGACGCCUGUGUGAACUGCCGUGGUUGUGGCUGCCGGGUGGCGGCGUGCCGUGAAGUGUGCCAUGCGGGACUGACGCCGGCGACGCGACGUUGCAGGAGGAGACGCCGUGGCCGCCUGCGCUGCCGUGGCUGCCGAGCAGCGACACCGGAGGAGUCCGGCCGCGCAGCCGUCGGGGCCCCAGGGCUUCGCGGCCGAGCGACGGCCGCACAACAUGGAUGUGGCGAUCCGGUGCACAAAACCCGGAUGCGGCUGCGAGUGCUUCACGCCCAGCAAAGCGGGACAUCGCGUCUGUAGCUCCUGUCAACACGGCUGGGUUGCGCACGCCCUAGACAAGCUGGGCCACCGGCGACCGCAGCAGCCGCACCAACACGUGCAGAGCGGCUGCGGCGGCGGCGGCAGCAUGGUGGUCGGCACGGCGCCCGAGCUGGUGCAGGCGAGCAGUGCCUUCGACAUGGCGUCGCUGGUGCUGUACGGCAGCCACGCCGUGCCGAUCCGGCUCAAGAUCCUCCUGGACCGGCUGCUCAGCGUCCUGCCGCACGACGAAGUCAUCCACGUCCUGCACGGCUUCGGAUGGACCUACGAGGACUACGUGCGCGGAUACAUUCUACAGGAUUCGCACGGCACGGUGCUCGAGCGAUGGAGCCUGGCCAGCCGCGAAGAAGAGCCUUUGGUCAUCCAGCAGUUCCUGCGCUUCGGCGAAACCCGCGCCCUCGCGCACCACUUCCUCACGAGCGACGGCCUCCUGGGGGGCUCCGACCGGGCCGUGACCGAUGGUCACGGUCUACUCCACUCUGACUCUGACAUCAAGAAGUUCCUGGAGAGGACGAGCCGCAGCAGCGCCGCCAUCACGGCUUCGUCGGCGCUGUUCGCCAGCAAGUUCGCCAACGCCGCCGAAACUGUCGUGGGCAGCCGUAGCGGCAGUGGCGGCCUGGUGCUCACCAGGCCCCCGUCGCUGAGGCACCAGCCGCACCCCCCCUCGAGCGUGAGCUCGGGCCAGUCCGCGUCGCCACCGGCCGCCGGCUGCUCGCCGGCGGCCAGUCCCCUGGCCGCACUGUCCUCGUCACCGCUCAACAAGCUGCAGAACAUGCAGCCCUACGACUUCCGGCAAGCGGAGCGCAAGGGAUCCAGCCCCGAGAUCGCCAGGUCCGUCGCAGACGGCCUGAGGACGGCCGACAUGCUGCUUCUACACAACCAGCACCACAACCACAACUCGACUCCACUGUCUUCCCCCACGCACAACAACAACAACAACUUGGGCUCCUCCUUCCUCAACCACAGCUCGGAUCUGAGCCUGACAGACGGUGUCUCCGACGACGAGGACACUGUUGAUGGCGGAGCCAUCAACCUGACGCUGGGAGGAGGACCGGGAUCGAUGGAUUCGGUUUUUGCGGCGCGAAAGGUGAAGCACCUCCGCAAGUCAGCCAACCCGAUGAAGCGGCGCUGGAACCCCAUGGUGCUGAGUACGCUCACCACGAACCCGGCAACGGGAAAGCGUCGGGUCCAGUGCCACGUCUGCCUCAAGACCUUCUGCGACAAGGGAGCCCUCAAGAUCCACUUCAGCGCGGUGCACCUGCGGGAGAUGCACAAGUGCACGGUGGACGGUUGCAAUAUGAUGUUCAGCUCGCGCCGUAGCCGCAACCGGCACAGCGCCAACCCAAAUCCCAAGUUGCACACGCCGAAUCUGAGGCGCAAGAUCAGCCCCCACGACGGGAGAACGGCCAACCCAUUCCCGCUGCUCCCGCCGUCGACGCUGCUCAACUUUAACAACGCCAACGCUAGUGGGCUCGUGUCGCCGGCUUCGCUGGCUUCCUCGCUGCACGAGAAGAUGGGCUCCGUGCAGGAAAGGCUGGCUUCGCUGUGUCCGACGCCUCCCAUGCCGGGCUCAAACGUCCUAAUGCCGGGGGACGGCGCCCUUCCGCUCACAAAGAAGCUCAAGUUUGACGAGAGAGUCGCCAGUGACGCCAAAGAAUCGCCCGAGAAGAGGGACGCUGGAGUGAACCUCUCCGUCGAGAAGGAGAACAAGAACCUCGAGAACAGAACGGGUAUGCCAGGACCGAACGACACGAAGGGCGUCCGGAAGAGGAAAGCGCUCAAUCCAACCAAGCUCGCGACCAUCACGAGUGACGACGACCUUCAAUACGCGACGUCGGAUGAAUCUUCUAGCAACACUUACAUCGACCAAAACGGGCUCCUGGAAGAGUCUAAGUCGGACGAUGAUGAUGACGUCGACGAUAUCACCACUGACGGACACGAAGAUGACUCUAAAGAUUUCGACGUUGACGAUGACCUCGACGACAAGGACACGGAUGGCCGUAACACGCCGUCUCCGCCGCUGAUCAAGUUCAAGUCCGAGCGCGAAGCUCCCAAAUGGAGCUUCGAAGUGGAACAGAACAAGAUCGGCGCCGUCGAAGAGGAAGACCAGAAGCCCGACCUGCAGAGCAGCAGCAAAUCGCGAACCUCGCCGACACCCAAGAAGGAUUCUGUCGAGGACCUGUCCACCAAGCGGGAGGAGGGCACGCCGCCCACACGUAUCAAGACCGAGGACGUGACCGAAAACCCGCUCCGGCACCUGGAGUCGCUCUCUCUGGGGGCCUUCGCGGGCCUGGUGCCCACGGCACCCCGCAGCCUCGCCGGCGGCGGUGUCUCGUUCCACGCACCGGGGCUGGGCCUCGCCGAUGUCCCUCGAGAGGUCCUGGCAAACAGCGGCCUCCAAGAUGCGGGCCUCCUCGGUCGCGACUCCCCGCCCUCCUCCGAGCAGCACAUGUCCUCGCUGCUCCCUGUCUACCGCGACGCUGCACUCGUUGGUCCCGGGCUCGAGAUCCCGGUGGACAAGGAAAAUCCGCGGCGGUGUACGGCCUGCGGUAAGGUGUUCCAGAACCAUUUCGGCGUGAAGACGCACUACCAGAACGUGCACCUCAAACUGAUGCAUAAGUGCACAGUGGAAGGAUGCAACGCCGCCUUCCCGUCGAAGCGGAGCAGGGACCGCCACUCGGCCAACCUUAACCUUCACCGCAAGCUUCUCUCGACCACCUCCUCGGACAAAGGAGGCGCGCCGUUCCUCGACAAGGCGCUCUUCCCGUACCCGCCGUCGGACUUCUUCACCAGGCUCUACGACCCGCAGGGCUUACCUCUCAACCUGGCCGACGUGUACCACAGGCUGCCCGCACCGGAGGGAUUCGUUCUGCCCCCCGCCUUCGCGGUCGGCCCCUUCCACCACCACCACCACCCGGGCCUCCUGGGACAGCACGGCUCGGCCGCGGACUCCAGGCCGUCCGAUGGCAGCCGCGGCGGCUCGCCCGCCAGCGCCACGUCCAGCUCUCCGGGGCCCCGCAGUCCCCAGGACUUGCGGCACGACGAAGACGUCGAAGACGACUCCCGCGAGAAGGACGACCGGUCCUCACCUCCCAAGACUGCCAGGACGUCGCCCGUCGAAGACGUGCCCGUCGCCGUGGCCGCCACGUAGCCCUAGCUCCUUCGCGCGUUCCCACGUACAAACGGACAGCAGAGGCGCGCCGGCGGGACGGCCGUGCAUUUCCCCAGCAGCGUCUCUCUCUCCGACUCUUCCCCGUUGUGCCAACAGACUGAGGCAGCUGUGAUUUGUGACGUUCUCCCGUGCUGUUGUUUUGUUUUCGUACGCUCUCCUCCCUAUCUCCUCGAGCUCAUGUACUUCCCUCCGAGAGUAGCGGGACGCGGACUCGAGCCAGGAAGGACUGCUUGCCCCUCGCCCCUCCCCCGGUGUCCCGUGUGCUCCCUUUGUACAAACGACAACACAGACUCUGGGAAGACAGUAUUCUGCAUUUUCAUUCUCCGCCCCCAAGACAUCUCGUGUUCAUUUUUUCUCGUUUACCGAAGCGCGCGAACGGAAAAAGAUAUCGCGCGACACGUGCUUCCUGUACGGUUAAUAGCGACUUCCUUUGCAAUACCGUAUAUAGAUAUAAAUAUAUCUGUAUAGAUAUGCACAAAAAACCAACCUGUGUGUAGAAAAAAAAAAGGAAACCACGUUUUUGAAGGACAAUCGUCAAACAAAUGCGAAGGAAGGCGCUUCUUUUUUUUGGGUGGGUUGGGGUUGCGAGAAGCAGCAGUAUCAAAGAGCGCAUUUUCUGUUGUCUGAAUUCUGUUUAAAUUAUUUCCAUACAAGGGUCAGAGACUCUGUAUCACGUUUGAAAAAAAAAAGGUGUUUUAAAGAAAGCAUUAAAACAAAAAGAAUGGCUCCAGCACCUCAGGUUUUGGAGGCUUUGCCAAAAAAAUUGUUGCUCGUGUGAUGUUUCGUCUGCUUAGAUUGCGUGUGUGAAACAACUAAAAGUGUUCUGUCCUUAAGUUAGUUCUCAAGGCUGUUGUGCAUGAGCGACAUAAAAUGAAACACUUUUUCCAGGUCGUUGUGCUCAACGACUGACAUGAUUACACUCCCACAUUCAAAGUUAAAUGCCGGCUAUUCGGCCACUUUUGAAGCCCAACAUUCUCCUGACUAUAAUUUGCAAGCCGCUUACAGUUGGAAAAAAGUUUACCACUUCCUGCAAGCUCGUGACCUCGCGGGUUUUUCAUAACCAAAGCACGGGCAUGAUGAUUCUAGUCAGGAACCUUUGAGAUUUCCACUAAGGUCGGUGCCAGAAACUGCCAUAUCGGCAAGAACAACUGCAGGUACCACGCAUCUUUCGUUUUCUGAAAGAAACGCGCGUAUGUUUUUCCCGCUUAGACAAUACGUACACAAUCCAGACGUCCCUGAGCCUUCGGACGCAUUCAUAUUAAUGAUGACAUUGUAGCUUGCUAACAAAGAGGGGCGAGUGAAACUCUGCAGGCAUCACCCUCCGACCGUCGUGUCAAGUCAAAGCAGUAAAAAAAAAGCGCUUAAAACUAAAA